Messenger RNA from Brassica oleracea var. oleracea, 863 nucleotides. RefSeq lists its product as uncharacterized. The transcript has a single exon. Bases 24 to 863 code for a protein of 279 amino acids. The record is from RefSeq and is a predicted model, not a curated record. NCBI's taxonomy places the organism in Eukaryota, Viridiplantae, Streptophyta, Magnoliopsida, Brassicales, Brassicaceae. Gene Ontology annotation, biological process: root development; shoot system development.
UCUUCUUUUGAAGCUAAAACAAGAUGGCAGCAUCAACUUCCUAUGCAAAGACUAGGUCUAUUAGUUUGCCUACAAGACUAAUCCAUCCAAAAGCAAAGAGAGUUGAAGAAGAGGUGAAAAAUAUUCAAGCUCUAAACUCUUCCUCAUCAGCUUCUUCUCGGAUCCAACUUGCCCGCCUAGUCGAGCUCUACGACUUUGUUAAUCAACAAGUCAUUAGUUCUCCUCAAGGCCAACAAGCUCUUUGCCUUUCUCACAACGCAAAACUUGUUGAAGAAUCUCUUGAUGAGUCCAUCUUGUUACUCGAUGUGUCUGACUUCACAAGAGACUUGAUAGGAACAUUCUUGGAGCGAAUCCAAGAUCUUCAAUCCACUCUACGUAGACGUGGAGGAGUUAUCUCGAUGAUUCAGUCAGAGAUCCAAGCUUUCAUUAGCUUUCAGAAGAAGUUCAAGAACUCAGCGAGUAGACAACUUAAAUCCCUUGCAAGAACACAAGCAAAGAGAAAGUGUCCGGUGAUCAAACAGUCCAAAACUCUUGAUCAACAUGUUUCUAUGGUGUCCAACAUUCUAAGGCAAUCAAACACAUCGACGAUCUCUAUCUUCAAGUCUCUCUUGCAGUUUCUUUCUUCUUCGGGUGAGAACCAGAAGAAGAAUGGUGAAGUUGGAUGCGUAGAUAACUCAAUGAUCCGUUCUUUGUAUGGAAGAAUCAUCGGUAAGAAGACUGCAAAAGUCAUUGAUGUGAAAAUGAUGCUGGGGAGAUUAGCUAUGCUUAGUGUGAGCCUUGAAGCAAUUAUGGAUGAGUUAAGUUACUUGUCAAGACGACUUAUUCAACAUAGAGCGUCUCUUUUGAACAUUGUUACUCAAUAA